Messenger RNA from Magallana angulata, 2142 nucleotides. RefSeq names its product cholinesterase-like. The record is from RefSeq and is a predicted model, not a curated record. The coding region runs from base 104 to 1867 and encodes 587 amino acids. NCBI's taxonomy places the organism in Eukaryota, Metazoa, Mollusca, Bivalvia, Ostreida, Ostreidae. The transcript has 3 exons.
AGCAAACACACUUUACUGAAAUCAGAAUUUGUUUGGAGUUAUUUCCUUAUCGGCUUUAAUGUGUUUAGGAGUAUUCAAAAUGUUGCCGAGAUAAAGCAUCGGAAUGAGUAUCCAACAACUUAUAUUUAAGAUGACAAGUAGAUCUUCUUCGUCCUUAAUAGCGAUCACAUUGCUAGCCAAUUUGAUGACAGUAAUCUCGACAGAGCCUAACGAAGUGGAAAUCCAAACUAGGCUGGGAAACAUAAUAGGAUUGCAGCAAGUAACAAAUAAAGGAACUGUAUAUCAGUUUCUCGACGUACCUUACGGUAAACCUCCUAUUGGUCAUCUUCGCUUUCAAAAAUCGCAACCAUUUGGGGCCUGGUCCCAAACAUUAAACGCAACAAAACUAGGUCCAGUUUGCUACCAGUCUAAAAAACAAACAACCAAGUAUCCAGGAUUAACCGAGGAUUGUUUGAAGCUAAAUAUAUACGUUCCCAAUGAAGUAUCUUUUUCCAAUAACAAAGCAGUGAUGGUUUGGAUCCACGGUGGAGGAUUUGCCUUUGGUUCUGGAGGAACUUACGAUGGCAGUCUGUUGUCCUUGAUUGGUGAUGUUAUUGUGGUAACUAUUAACUAUCGACUAGGAAUUUUCGGAUUUCUUCAAUCAAACAAUUAUAAGGCAAAAGGCAACGCGGGACUUUGGGAUCAAAUUCUUGCUCUUAACUGGGUAAGAUAUAACAUCAAAGAUUACGGAGGGAAUCCAAAAGACGUAACAAUAUUUGGAGAGUCUGCAGGAGGCAUGAGCGUGUCCUUACAAUCAUUGAUUCCUAGUAACAGAGGUCUAUUCCAUAGAGUUAUUGCUCAAAGUGGAGUUGCUAAUUCUCAUUUGGCUUUGCCAAAUAAAUCUGCAAAACAUACAAUCGAAAUUGGUGAAAUAGUUGGUUGUUCUCAAGAUAGAAUAAAGAAUGAGCAAAAUUUGAUUGAAUGUUUGCAAUCUGUAGAUGCUAUGGAUCUUGUCAACGCAUCUGACCAAUUAUUCCUAGGUUUAGGGUUUGACUCUAUGGUAGAUAUACCUUUUGCUCCGGCUAUUGAUGGAGAACUGUUCCACAAAACUCCAAACAUUUUGCUUCAAGAUCGUACCUCAUCCGAGUUUAACUUUUUCCAGUCUUUGGACAUGAUGAUCGGAACCUGUGAUAAUGAUGGCUCUCUUACAUUAGGCCUAUCACCUAGUUUCCAGUCAAAGUUAAAUUUAAAUUUCAGUGAAGGUUUACCUACUCGGGAAUUUUGUGAGAGCAUUAUACCUGUGUUUUCAAAAGCAUUAUAUAACAACAGCAGGGAUGUUUCAGCGGCAAUUUGCGAGAAGUAUUCUGUUACAAAUGAUAAUGAAGAACAAGCUCGGAUGUUUUUGCAUAUGUAUGCAGAUGCUGGUUUCGUCGCUCCUGCAACUCUUGCUUUGAAACAACACUCGAAUAGUGUCCAAGGAUCAACAACAUAUCAGUUUGUGUUUUCUGAAGAACUUCCUCUUCUUAAUCCAAAUGCUCCAUCAUGGUAUAGGGGUUCGGCACACGCAUCGGAUAUUUUUUUCAUGUUCUUUUAUGAAGAAAUGAAAAGAGUGUCGAAUUUUUCAAAAGAGACUGAUGCUUUAGUCGACCAAAUGAGAUCGUACUGGACCAACUUUGCUAAAACAGGGAAUCCAAAUGGUCCCAGUUUGCCGGAAUGGGGGUCGUUUGAUGCUAGCACAGGCCACCCAUUUAUGAACUUGCAAGCCUCAAAUAUAUCUUUGGAAACAAAUUAUAGAAGGGGAUAUACCGAUUUCUGGAAUCACAAAGUACCUUAUCUAUUUCAACAUAGAUGUGAUGAAAACAGCUGUGCGUUGCCUAUUGUUGGAUAAUGUUAGAUUGAUGUAUUACGAUGUUGAAUGUUCGAAACCGCUGUCUUGCGCCAGAAAUAAUUGUUUGCAUUCAUUUUUAGGUUUGAUGAAAACAGCUGGCCUUUCGAUAAUAUUAUGUUUAUAUAAUACAAUGGUGAUAUCAUGUGCUAAAAGUAUUUGUUAGCAUUUCAUUUUAAAAAUUUUAUAUUUUUAAAUGUUUUCUUUAAAUUUAGAUUCAUACAGCAUUCAUAUAUUUUGUAGAUGGAACCAAAGACCUAUAAAAUAUGGCAUUUUAA